CAUUAUACAUACGUACAUAUAUAUAUAUAUAUAUAUAUAUAUAGGGAGGAGUGGCCAUAAUUAGCCAUUGUUGAAGGCGGUUUAAUUUGUGUGCAGUAUAAGUUUAUCGUCGUCUCUCAAUUUUGGGGGAUAAUAAGGGUUUUCUGUGUUGAUUUUGGGGCUGUUAUUUUUUUUUUUAUUUUUUUUUUCUAGGUUUGGGGGAAUUAAUUGAAUCGGAAUGGGGAGGGGAAGAGUGCAGCUGAAGAGAAUCGAGAACAAAAUCAAUCGGCAAGUCACGUUCUCGAAGCGUCGAUCGGGAUUGUUGAAGAAGGCUCAUGAGAUCUCCGUGCUGUGCGACGCCGAUGUCGGUUUGAUCGUCUUCUCCCCCAAGGGGAAGCUCUUCGAAUACGCUACCGAUUCUUGCAUGGAAAGGAUCCUCGAAAGAUAUGAAAGGUACUCGUACGCUGAAAGGCAGCUGAAGGAGCCCGAUCUCGAGUCAACGGGAAGUUGGACCUUAGAACAUGCAAAGCUUAAGGCUAGGCUGGAGGUCUUGCAGAAGAACCAAAGGCAUUACAUGGGAGAAGAACUCGACAACCUUAGCAUGAAGGAGCUGCAAAACUUGGAACAUCAACUCGAUGUUUCGCUUAAACACAUUCGAACUCGCAGGAAUCAAAUCAUGAAUGAAUCAAUUUCUGAGCUUCAGAAAAAGGACAAAGCAUUGCAGGAGCAAAAUAACUUGCUUACAAAGAAGAUCAAAGAGAGGGAAAAGGAAUUGGGACUAACGACGAAUUCGAGGGAACAACGGCAAAAUCACGACGUGAACUCGACUUGUUACAGCCAACAGCAGCCUUUGAGCACCUUGAAUGUCAGCCAAAUGUAUCUAGCGCCAGGAGAGAACAGUGGAGAAGUCGACGUGCCACCGGGACAACACCCGUCGUCGGCAAAUUCAGUGAUACCUUCAUGGAUGUUGCACCACACAGAUGGCUAAAAACACUAAGAGGUAAAGACAUCAUCAUUUAACAAUAUUGUAAUGUACCAAAGCUUGCUUUGCCUAUGUUGUCUUUGAUCCAUUUUCGAAAAGAAUACUCGAGAAACAUAAAAUUCUCGAUGAAAAUAUGGUAAAAAAGAAAUUGAGAAAAAAAAAAAGUGAAAUGGAGUAUCAUUAUGUUAUAUGAUAUUUAGAAAUAAGCUUGGAGGGAUUUUGUCCCUUUAAUCCGUUGUUGUUGUUGUCGUCGUUGUUUUUAUACCGUGUCUUGUUACAUGUGAUGUAUGUAUUUAAUGGUAAAAGUUUGUCCGUAGAAUUGAUGAUAUAUUCUAAUGUAUGUGUUAUUAGUG
Molecule: messenger RNA, 1314 nt
Organism: Andrographis paniculata
Lineage: Eukaryota; Viridiplantae; Streptophyta; Magnoliopsida; Lamiales; Acanthaceae
Product: truncated transcription factor CAULIFLOWER A-like
Exons: 8
Coding region: 218-967 (249 amino acids)
Biological process (GO): positive regulation of transcription by RNA polymerase II
Cellular component (GO): nucleus
Molecular function (GO): RNA polymerase II cis-regulatory region sequence-specific DNA binding; protein dimerization activity; DNA-binding transcription factor activity, RNA polymerase II-specific
Source: RefSeq, a predicted model, not a curated record